ACGUGUCUCUGUAGGCAGCCUAGGCUCUGAGAUCUGCACACAAAAACAAUUGUUAACAAGUGUUGCCAACCACUCAAUGGCAAAAUAAAUUGUUCCAACCAAUAAUCGACGAGCGUUCAGGAGAGUUUCAAUUGCACGGGAGGGAGGGAGAGGGAGUAGCGAGCUAGCUCUCAGUUUUGUUUGAACGUCAACAGAAGUGGCGUUACCCCGCCAUCGCUGAUACAACCUUCAAGAGGCACUCUAUCUCCAAGGAAUCAGUUAUGUGAUCAAAUAGAUGUGAUGAAACAUGACUCAUAUAAUAAAGAAUUCUACACUAUAAACUCUCCAAUGAAGACAUAAUUUAUCACAAACACAUUCUUUACUUUUCACUAUGAUCACAGGCCCAGUGUUUAGAGUUGUUGAAGAAGUUGUUUCUCCUUUAGAGAGCAGAGCAGGUUUCCCUUCAUUUCAGGUCAGUCUCAGAGAUGAGAGUGGAGUGGAGGUGAGGUGAGGUGCAGGAGCAGCACUUCUACCCGUGGCCUACAUGGGGCAGCAGCCACACUGACACUCUGUCGCCACUGGGUGGCAGUACAGAUCCAUGGAUCGUUGGUCAGUACAGUACAGCUUAAAGAUCACUGGUCACCAUGGUCUCCUUUGACACACACACAUACACAUGUGUGCAGCUCUACACCAAACACACACACACACAAAUAACCCACACACACAUACAUAGUGUGACUGCAUGGAUUGAUGUCUCACCCAGGGAUGCAUCCAUAAUUGGUAUCCGCUGUGUCUGUCUGUCAUACACACACACACACACACUGGGAUAGAGAGAGACAUACGUACAGUACAUUCUCAGAUAAAGUUGCUGUCACCUCUCCUUAUCAAUGUGGCAGCCACUCCUCCUGAUGAUAAUACAGGAAACCAAAAGUGCCCUUUCACACUGCUGUCUCCUCUCCUGCUGUGUGUGAUCGGGACAAAACAUGGCGCACGCUUCAGCCAAAAGACAAAAGUAUUUCACUUGUCCAGUUUGUCUGGAUCUACUAAAGGAUCCAGUCUCAAUUCCAUGUGGACACACAUAUUGUUUGGGCUGCAUUAAAGGCUGCUGGGAUCAGGAGGAUGGUAAAGACAUCUACAGCUGCCCCCAGUGCAGACAGACAUAUAGGCCAAGACCUGCUGUCAGUAAAAACACUCUGAUUGCUGAGAUGGUGGAGGACUUUAGAAAGACUGGACUCCAGGCUGCUGCUCCUGCUCAGUGUUCUGCUGGACCUGGAGAUGUGGAAUGUGGAGUCUGCACUGGGAGAAAACUCAAAGCUGUGAAGUCCUGUCUGGAUUGUCUGUUGUCUUACUGUGAGGCUCACUUCAAAGUUCACAAUUAUGUAAAUCCAGGAAGAAAACAUUCAGUGACUGAUGCCACAGGACAGUUACAGGAGAGGAUCUGCCCCCGUCAUCAGGUGUUUGAAAUAGUUUGUCGUACCGAUCAGAGUUGUAUCUGCUAUCUGUGUACGAUGGAUGAACAUAAAGGCCAUGACACAGUCACAGCUGCAGCAGAAUGGAAAAACAAACAGAAGCAGUUGGGGCAGACCCAGAGGAGAUUCCAGCAGAGAAUCCAGGAGAGAGAGAAGGAGCUGCAGGAGCUGAGGAAGGCUGUGGAGACUCUCAAGAGCUCUGCACAGACAGCAGUGGAGGACAGUGAGAGGAUCUUCACUGAGAUGAUCCGCUCCAUUGAGAGAAGGCGCUCUGAGGUGACAGAGCUGAUCAGAGCUCAGGAGAAGGCUGAAGUGAGUUGGGCUGAAGGACUCCUGAAGCAACUGGAGCAGGAGAUUGCUGAGCUGAAGAGGAGAGAUGCUGAGCUGGAGCAGCUUGCACAUACAGAGGAUCACAAUUAUUUCCUCAAGAAUGUUGUGUCAGUCACUGCUCCUCCUUGCAGUACAGUUCCAACCAGUUUGACCUUCAACCAGAGUUUCUCUUUUGAGGCUGUGAAGGAAACCAUCUCUGCAGUGAAGGUGCAGCUGGAGGAGAAACUGGAUGGCAUCUUCAAGCAGGAAGUAGCCAAGAUAUCUGCAGCAGUGACACAGAUAAUCCAGUCUUUAGAAUUAUCCAGUGAUAUCCAGGCUUAUUUUCCUGAACCAGUGACCAGAGAGGAGCUCUUGCAGUAUUCCUGUCACUUCACACUGGAUCCAAACACAGCACACAGACGCCUCCAUCUGUCUGAGGGGAACAGGAGGGUGGAGUACAGAGCUGAGCUCCAGUCAUAUCCUGAUCAUCCAGAGAGAUUUGAUGUGUGUCCUCAUGUGCUGUGUAGAGAGGGUGUGUCUGGACGCUGCUACUGGGAGGUGGAGAGGAGUAGGUUGGUUGAUAUAGCAGUCUCAUAUAACAGCAUCAGCAGGAAAGGACAGAGUAGGGAGUGUGUGUUUGGAUAUAAUGAUCAGUCCUGGAGGCUGUUCAUUACCAGUUCCAGCUCCUCUUUCAGGCACAAUAAUAAAGAGACUAAACUCCCUCUAGUGGCCAGCUCCAGAAUAGGAGUGUAUGUGGAUCACAGGGCAGGAACUCUGGCCUUCUACAGCAUCUCUGACACAACGACCCUCCUGCACAGAGUCCAGACCACAUUCACUCACACACUCUACCCUGGGUUUUGGAUAAGUACCAAAUCAUCAGUGAUGCUGUUAUGACCCGCACUGUAUACAGCAGGACAUUACAGUAAAUGUAAAGAACCCAGAUGCAGAUAGAUGCUGUUAUCACAUCCACACACACCCCCAUAAAGACAUCCCAUCUCAUCAGCACACAUAUAAGCCACCACUCACAUGUAAGGAUCUGGCAGCUGCCUCUCAGCUGCCUGAGAUUCUCUAUUCUUGUGGAAAACAAAAGACCAAAACCACUCCCUCAAGUUAUUGGGUGGCCUGACGCAGCUAUACCCUCCUGAGAACCAAGAAAUAAAAGUGCCCAACAACUUCUUUUUUUGUGAUUUCCUUUCUAUUUAGGAUUAAAAAAACAUCUUACAAUUUUUUUUUUAUUUUUAAUUUUAUAGCAUGUCCCCUGUGGUGGACAAAAGGACCGUUUUACUAUGAAAAGGUAGCCAUGAAAAUAGACAAAAAUGGACAAAUUAUGCUUUUAGUGGUAUUAAAUUAAGGGUAAACUUAACCAAAUAUAAGGGAA
Alosa alosa (allis shad) is the source of this 3135-nucleotide messenger RNA. RefSeq names its product tripartite motif-containing protein 16-like. NCBI's taxonomy places the organism in Eukaryota, Metazoa, Chordata, Actinopteri, Clupeiformes, Clupeidae. Gene Ontology annotation, molecular function: zinc ion binding; protein binding. The transcript is spliced from 8 exons. The coding region runs from base 963 to 2651 and encodes 562 amino acids. The record is from RefSeq and is a predicted model, not a curated record.